Molecule: messenger RNA, 345 nt
Organism: Myotis daubentonii (Daubenton's bat)
Lineage: Eukaryota; Metazoa; Chordata; Mammalia; Chiroptera; Vespertilionidae
Product: T-cell leukemia/lymphoma protein 1A-like
Exons: 1
Coding region: 1-345 (114 amino acids)
Source: RefSeq, a predicted model, not a curated record
AUGGCCGAGCUCCCGUCAAAGGUGCACGUCACCUCACACCCCAUCUGCCUGAGGUGUGAGCCUUCGGUGUAUGAGGACGAGGACCGGCGCAUGUGGUUGCAUCUCUUCAGGGAGACAGGAGGUGUCUUGCAAGUACGGUUGCGCCAGGAAGACAUCCCCAUUGGGCAUAUCACAAUCACCCAAAGCUGGCUCACCUCGAGCAUCAUGCCUUUAAUGUGGACGCUCCACCCUGGAGGCCAGUACGUGGAUCACAUGUGCUGGUUCUGGUGCAUCGUGCACCACAUCAAGGAGAAUCGAGUGGAGGAAAUGAUCCUUGAGCUGAUGGAAAACUCACAGGACAGAUGA